CCACACACACACACACACACACCGUGCUAAUGCUGCUCUCCUCCCGCAGCACGUAGCUCUCCGGUUCUCUCCCGCAGCGCGCAGUCGGUUCUCCGGACUCUCCGCGGACACGAGCAGCGGGACUCAGCAUGAAGCAGCCCGGUCUCACCCUCACCCUCACCGCGCUGCACCUCCUCUACUGGAGAGCAUGGGCAGCUCUGGAGGUCAGUAUGGAGGACAGGAGGGAGGUGUUGUUGGGAUCAGGAGCAGAGAUUCCCUGCGUGUUCAGCCUGGAUCAACCAGCAGCAGAUCUGAAGAUUGAGUGGUUUGUGAGUUUGUCUGGAGGAAAUAAACAGCGAAUCCACUACAAAACCGGCAGCGAGGAGCCACAAGUGGAGGCCACAAGAUACACAGACCGAAUCAGUGUCUCCUACAAUUCCAGCACUAACGGGAACAGUGUUCUGACCAUCAGCAGCACACAGCUCAGCGACGAGCAGGAGUAUUUCUGCAGAGUGAGCGCGGACUCAGCCAGCGACGAGAAACACACUCAACUCCUCGUUUUCCAGCCUCCGUCUCCUCCAACUAUAGAAGCUGAGAAACAUGUUUCUGCAGACUCAGAUAAAAUGGAAAAGAUCGCAACCUGCGUAGCUGAAAAUGCGUACCCCGCUCCGAAGGUACUGUGGCACAAAGACGGCAUCCCCCUGCAGCCCUCAGAUGAUGAUGUGUACGUGAUGAACAGCGUGACUGUGCAGCCCAGCUUCCUGCAGACGUUACAGAGUACACUGCACCUCAAAAUGGUGAAAAAAGAAGAUAAAGACGCAGAAUUCUACUGUGAGAUCUCCUACUUUACUGUUGGAGGUGAAAGUAUGAUGGAGUCCGACCACGUCAAGAUCACAGUCCACUAUUCAGCAACAGAAGUUAAGAUGUACCAGGUUUCCCCCGAAAGACUUGUGAAAGAAGGUGACAGAGUGGAGCUCAGAUGUCAGGGAGAUGGAAAUGUUUCACCAGCAAUCACCUUUUCACGUAACGGAAAUGAAUUAGAAUCACAAAAUGAAAAUUUAAUGGUUCUGGAAAACGUUAAUCGAACAAACAGUGGUGAAUACCUUUGCUCAUAUACAGAGGACUGGGUCAAUUACCUACAAUCAAACUUUACCCUGAAAGUACACUUUAUGGAUGAUGUUGUAAUUACUCCAGAACAGCCAGCAGAACUGGAUGAAGGACAGAAUCUCAGUCUGUCCUGCAACGCUCUCUGCUCUCUGCCCACUCGUACAGUGUGGUACAAGGACAAUAAACAGCUGGAUGAAGGGAAUAUUCUGACUCUAAGCAGUGUUUCCAGUAAAUCGUCCGGGACGUACACCUGCAAAGUUCAAGCCCCUGAUUUACCUGAGCUGUCGGGAGAAAGCUCUGUGGACGUCACUGUGAGAGGAAAACCUGAGAUUACAGACAAGAUAGAAAUAAUCAGCCUGGAGAAUAAAAAUAUGUUUAAUCUGAGCUGCAGUACGACCGGACACCCAACUCCUAACAUCACCUGGAGCCUCUCUGAUGAGCAAACUCGUGUGGAUGUGUGGAAUAUGGAGACAGACAACAGCAUUAUCAGUAUUAUAACCAUCAGCACCACGUCUACCGUCAACGCCUCCUGCAUAGCCACCAAUGAGAUGGGCACAGUCCUGACAUCUAUUAGUGUUGAACCUGAUAAAUUUGAAGAUUCAACUACAGUAACAACAGGCACUACUUCCAGCAGUACCACAGGACCGCCCACCUCUCACAAUCAGACAGAACCUCCAGCAGAAACAGACGAGUCUCCCAAAAAGAAAGAGCACGUCCGAAAAGAGAGCAGUGGAUUCAUCAUCGCCAUCCUCAUCAUCCUCGUUUUACUGCUGGCCAUCGGGGGCAGCGUGUUCUACUUCCUCUACAAGAAGGGCAAGAUCCCGUGUGGGCGCUCAGGGAAACAGGAUCUGACGAAGGAAAGCGCCAGUAAGGAUGAUUUUGUGGUGGAGAUGAAGAGCGGGAAGUCUGAGGAGGCGGUGCUUCUGCAGGGAGUCAACGGAGAUAAAAAGAUUCCCAAUGACCAGUGAAGAGUGAAGGCUGUACAGACGCUCAGAGAGGAGGAGGAGGAGGAGUCACUAACAGCCUUCAGCUACACCAAACACUCUCUCUCUCAGGGUGAGACCCUCCAACCAGAGGCCUCCAGCCUUCUCCUCACAGGAAUUCCCCCAUUUAACCCCUCCACCUCCAACUCCGCCUCCACCUCUGGGCCGGGACCCGGUGCACUUCAGAGACUCCGCCUCCGCCCCGCUGCACCGGCCGGUCUCCUCCACCCUGUAAAGCAGUCCGUUUCAGUAUUUUAACCCGACACCCUGCCAGGAUGCGCUGUCCUCCAACAGCCUGUGCUGUUUAUAUAUUGUAUAUAUGAUCUAGUGUACAUAUUUAGAUAUUUAAAAUGCUUCCCACAGAGAAACCCUGAGGGAGAAUUCUCCACCGCCGACUGGAGACUCUCUCUGUUGAUCUGGAGGAGCGACCUUUGUUUGACCUCUGUUUGAAGACUGUCCUGUACGGUGGCCCAGAAAAGACACAUCAUAACAACAUUUACAAAACAAACAAAAAGAUGACAACGCAACUAAAUGAACCCUUUCAGACCUAAUAUUAUUUCCAGUACUAAAAAAUAUCAUGUUUUUUUUUCUGUCUGCAAUGCAUUUAAAAUCAGUAAAUUAAUAAAAAAAGGUGAGGGUGAGAGAAUAUGCAAUAAAGAAGAAAAUACAUGAUGUUCGUUGUAAUGGAUGCAGAAAGAGUUAAGAAAACGCAACUACAUUAAAAAAGGCAGCAAACAACAACAUUUAAAAAGCAAACAAAAAGAUGACAACGCAACUACAAAUUACGAAAAUCCGACUAAAUUACGAAAAUCCAACUAAAUUACGAAAAUCCAACUAAAUUACGAAAAUCCAACUAAAUUACGAAAAUCCAACUAAAUUAGGAAAAUCCAAGUAAAUUAAGAAAAUCCAACAAAAUUACGAAAAUCCAACUACAUUAAGAAAACAUUAGUAUAUUAAGAAAACGCAAAAAACAACAACAUUUACAAAGCAAACAAAAAGAUGAUGACGCAACUACAUUUCAGCCUUUCAGACCAAAUAUUAUUUCCAGUACUUAAAAAUAUCUGCAAAGCAUUUAAACACAGUAAAGUAAUACAUAAAAGGUGAGGGUGAGGCUGAACUGCUGUUUGAUUGGCUGAUGAAUGUAUAUUCGGAAGGACAGCGCCCUCUAGCGACUGGGAGCAUUUCUGGUGUGGGAAAUAUAUUUGCUUUUCCUAUAAUGCUGCGUUUUCUUAAUGUAGUUGCGUUAUCAUCUAUUAGUUUGAUUUGUAAAUGUUAUUAUGAUAUGUCUCUCUGGGCCACCGUAGUCCUGCUUUGCUGUUCUUCUGCCUGUUCAGAUCGCUCUGCAUCACAUAGUCCGUGCACUGAAACACCGAGAGGCGUCUCACACUGCUGUGCUAAAAACACUGUACACACACUUCCCCUUUAAUACACCUUAAAAUCCACCAAUCACAUUAAAGCGUCUUUUUUUUAAGCACAUACUGUUUAGGGUAAGAGAAGAUAACGACCAAAUCAACUGAGAAUAAUAUUAUGAGAACAAUAAAGCCAGGAAAGCUACGUUCACAUUACCAGGCGAAAGUGACCCAAAGCUGAUUUUUUGUUUUUGCUCAAUGUGGAUCAGAUCUGAUUUUUUCAUGGCUGUGUGAACGUGGCAUAUCUGAUUUAGGUCACUUACAGACGUGGUCCUAAAUUAUAUAUAUACAUACAUACACACAAGCACAGUUCAGAAGAUUGGAACCAAUAUUCCGUUUAAAUAAACCCAAUCUGUUUGCAGAUCAACAUAAAUAAUGCUACAGUAAAAUCAGAAAAUCAAAAAUGAUUAAUACAGGUUAUGAGUUAUACGUGUUUCUAAAAGUACAGAGGAAAAUAUAGAAUAUUUAUAAUUAAGUUGUUCAGAAUCAUUAUGACUUAAAGAAAAACAUGAUGCUUUUUCAUCUUUGCAUAUUUUUUAAUUGCUUAAAACACUGAAAAUAACAGAUAAACUAUGAAUUACUAUUAAAUAUAACAAAAUACUAUCAGCACUAUUGGUUCCAAACUUUUGAAUUAUAGUGUUUGUGUGUAAGUAGGAGUCACUGUCAUGCAAAAAAUACAAUUAUCUCCAAUUAUUUACUUUUUGGACCAAUGGAAAUGCUCCAAAACGACAUCAAACUUCACUUGAAUGUAAAUUCUUUGUGUUUCCUUCUCCUGAAAGGGCCACUGCAUUUUUUAUUUUUAUUUUUUUGCAUAGGAACAAAUGAUAUAUAUUAAAAAGGUCCAAUCCCUCUACAGUCUGAUGAAUUUCAUAUGUUUUCUGAUGAUAACGACCUGCUGUCUUCCUCUUGCACUGAUGUAUAUAAUAGAUGUGUUAAUCUGAGCUGGUUGUAAGGCUUUUUCUGUGCAGAGAAGAGCAGGUAAUUCUGCUUCUUUUUUUACCUUAUUGUUAGUCGUUGUUUCAUUUUUCUAACUACUUUCAUUUGUAUUUUUUGUGAUUUAUUAAUCAGGCAGUUUAAUUGUCCUAUUUCUACAUUUAAUUUCUUUAAAAUGUAAAACGCAAACUCAAACGCAGGAGGUAGAGAUAAACUGAGAGCACAUGAGAUAUUCAGCAUCAUUAUGCUCAUAAUCUACACAACAUUAAAUACCAAAGAAAGCUUUAAACCCACAGACACGACACUGCAGAACCUCCACUACUCAAACUCACAUUUUAAAGGAUUUUACAGCACGAUGCAGGUCUAUUCUCUUUGUUUAUAUGGUCAUGUGACCGGGGUUUAUUAAAGCUGCAAGAUUGAUGAAGAAAAUAAAUAUUUUUAGCUGAUUAAAGAUUUA
Astyanax mexicanus (Mexican tetra) is the source of this 4868-nucleotide messenger RNA. RefSeq names its product melanoma cell adhesion molecule b (gene mcamb). The transcript has 18 exons. The record is from RefSeq and is a predicted model, not a curated record. Lineage: Eukaryota; Metazoa; Chordata; Actinopteri; Characiformes; Acestrorhamphidae. The coding region runs from base 129 to 2054 and encodes 641 amino acids.